Messenger RNA from Ilyonectria robusta, 663 nucleotides. Its product is annotated as ras family-domain-containing protein. The transcript has 5 exons. The record is from RefSeq and is a predicted model, not a curated record. NCBI's taxonomy places the organism in Eukaryota, Fungi, Ascomycota, Sordariomycetes, Hypocreales, Nectriaceae. Gene Ontology annotation, molecular function: GTP binding; GTPase activity. The coding region runs from base 1 to 663 and encodes 220 amino acids.
AUGGCCUCCCGAGCACCCCCUGCCGGCGCCCGCGGCAUCAACACCCGCUUCGCGCAAUUUAAGCUGGUUCUUCUCGGCGAGUCUGCUGUCGGAAAGAGCUCAAUAGUCCUACGAUUUGUCAAGGACCAAUUUGAUUCUUAUCGCGAGUCUACCAUCGGCGCUGCCUUCCUCACCCAGACCAUCUCUCUCGACGAGAACACCACAGUCAAGUUCGAGAUUUGGGACACCGCUGGCCAGGAGCGCUACAAGUCCCUGGCCCCCAUGUACUACCGAAACGCCAACUGCGCCGUGGUUGUAUAUGACAUUACCCAAUCGGCAUCACUAGAUAAGGCAAAGGCGUGGGUCAAGGAGCUCCAACGUCAGGCGAACGAGAACAUUAUCAUCGCCCUUGCGGGUAACAAGCUGGAUUUGGUCACCGAGCAACCUGAGAAGCGCGCCAUCCCUACCGCCGAUGCUGAGGCUUAUGCUCGCGAGGCCGGCCUCCUCUUCUUCGAGACCUCUGCAAAGACCGCUGAGAACGUCCAGAACCUCUUCACAGCCAUCGCCAAGAAACUGCCCUUGGACCAGGCCGGCCCUAGGCACGCCCGCCCGGGACAACGACCAGGUGUCAGUCUGGCCCCGGAGAACAACAACACCAACAUGAGCGGACCCUGCAGCUGCUAG